Molecule: messenger RNA, 1791 nt
Organism: Fusarium keratoplasticum
Lineage: Eukaryota; Fungi; Ascomycota; Sordariomycetes; Hypocreales; Nectriaceae
Exons: 2
Coding region: 1-1791 (596 amino acids)
Source: RefSeq, a predicted model, not a curated record
AUGGCGGCCACUUACAAGCAGUUCCUUGCUGCGCCCAGCUCGUCGCUGCUGGCCGACACAGCUGCGCUGUACUAUGUGACCACCACAACCACUUUUUCUGGCCCGACCCAGAUCAUUAAGCACCUCAAUGGCCUUCAGAAGGUUGUCGCCAAGAAGAAGGAGGAAGUCUUUAACGUUGUCGACGGCAGAAACGUUGCCGUCUUCGAGAUCGACACCGGCCUGGGCUUCCAGACUGGCGGCGGCCCUUAUCUUCCAGGCCUCGAUGACAACUUUCUGUCUGCCCGAGACGUCUAUCUCCCCAUUACUCACUUUGUGUCAUUUGACGAGGCGGGCAAGAUUUCGCAGAUCCGACUCCAAUGGGACCAGGGUUCACUUCUGAAGCAAGUCGAGGUUAUCGGCAAGUCUGGUCGCAACUGGCCCAUUAGGGACAGCCGGGAGCAGAUCACCUACAUCCGAUCAGCCAUCAGGUCUGCUGGCACCGCGCCUCCCGCUCCUCUCAGCCACAACGAAUCCAUUGUCCGAACUCGAGGCAACUCCAGCAAUGCCUUCCGAGACCCCCAUGCUUCCCUGCAGCUGUUUGGCUCUCGCGAGGAGAUUGAAACUGAACCCGUUGCUGUUGUGUCACCCUACGCUGGCACCCGGCCCCGACAGCGAUCCUUCACCGAGAUUCUGGGCCAUGAGCCUGAUUCACCGAGUUCUGGACGCCAGCAAAUAUCGCCCUCCAAGGCUGGCCAGGGUAAGAACUUCCAGCCUAUGCGCCUCUUCGAUGGUUAUGAGCAUACCGACGUGCCAGAUCAGCCCCUUCAGCAGAACAAACGCUAUAUUCGCCCCAACCCCAACAAGUAUUCUCACUUUGACUUUGCCGAUGGCAGCGACCCGCAGGAUGCUCCUCAGAAAGGCGUUUCCAUUGACGAGAAGCCCAAGUCUAAGCACGAUAGUCAAUGGUCCUUUGAGGAUUUCGUCACCCCCCAGAAGGUGAAACCCUCCCGGGGUAUGCGAACUCAGGAUGUUCGCCACUGGGGCGCGGAUGAGAACACCGCGGACGAGGCCGCUGCGCAGCCUGCCAAGCCUCGACGCGAUGCCGAAGCACACUUCGAGCUCCUUGACGACGGUGAGAGAGUGCCCCAACCACAGCGCCCUGGUGCCAAGCCAAGAGGAUAUGCCCACAACGAGGGCCUUGGGCUCUAUAAGAACCAAUUGUUUGACACGGAAGAAACAGGAUCCAACGAGCGCCCCCUGGGUAAUAUCACCAACGUCAACCGCGGAAAGGACUUUGACCACCACUUUGACAUCGCCGACCAAUCUCCAGCCCACCAGAAGGAAAAUAAGCCUGUUCAGGAGCCUACAAACGACUCUCGAAUUCACAUUGCAGGCGACGGCAUGGGGGGUCGAAAGGGCACGAACCGGGACUGGCUCUAUGGUGAGACUGAGGAAGUCGCCCAGUCUAUCCCUGCUCGACAGGCCAAUGUCGCUGCCGCUGGCGUUCCACUCGGCAAGAGCAGCAAGAUCGCCACUGCCGGUGACGGCAUGGGCGGUAGAAAGGGAACUGAGCGCGAUUGGCUUUACAGCGAGACCCAGGAGGAAUCGUCCAAGUCUGUGCCUGGGCGGAAGCAAGGAGCCAGCGGCGUCCCCAGUGAGACCCAGGAUAGCAAGAUCGCUAUUGCUGGCGACGGCAUGGGCGGCAGGAAGGGAACAAACCGUGACUGGUUGUACGGCGACCUGAGCGAGCAGCCCCUCCCUACUCGAAAGCAGCCCACAACAUCGGCCAAGAAGGACUUCUGGGACUUUUAA